UUUUUUGGCUCGAUCCAUACGUAAACUCCAACCCCCUCUCCCUCUCGAAACGCCCCCAUUUCUCUCCAUCGAUUCUCCGCCGAGUCGGUGUCCCGACCCCGCCCAAUGGACGACCACCACCCCGACUCAACCCCACUCCCCUUCUCCUACGCCCCCCUCCCCGCCGGCUCCGCCGCCAGCUUCCCCACCGAGCGGCGUCGGACCAACACCCGCCUCCUCUCCCUCGCCGCCGUUUCCUUCUCCCUUCUCGCCCUCGCGGCCUUCCUCUCCAGCGACCGCGACCCCCGCAAUGCCCGUCAACCCGACUCCUCCUCCGCCUCCUCCCCCGUCUCAUUCCGCCCCGUCUCCCGCGGCCCCUCCGAUGGCGUCUCCGAGAAGGCUUCCGGCGCCUUCCCUACUCUCCUCUCUGGCACCACCUCUGGCGACUCCGCGGCCGCCCCCCCGCCUUACCCCUGGACCAACGACAUGCUCCAGUGGCAGCGCACCGGCUUCCAUUUCCAGCCUCCCAGGAACUGGAUGAACGAUCCAAACGGGCCGUUGUGGUACAAGGGGUUGUAUCAUCUCUUCUACCAGUACAACCCGGACUCGGCGGUGUGGGGGAACAUCACGUGGGGCCACGCCGUGUCACGUGACCUGGUCCACUGGGCGCACCUCCCCCUCGCUAUGGUCCCCGACCAUUGGUACGACCUCCGCGGGGUCUGGACCGGCUCCGCCACCAUCCUCCCGACCGGCCAAAUCGUCAUGCUCUACACCGGUUCGACCAACGAAUCGGUCCAGGUCCAGAACCUGGCCGUCCCAGCCGACCCGUCCGACCCGCUGCUGAAAACCUGGGUCAAGUCCGACUCGAACCCGGUCCUCGCACCCCCGCCCGGGAUCGGCCCCAAGGACUUCCGUGACCCCACCACCGCCUGGUACGACCCUUCGGACGGCACGUGGAAGUUCGCCGUCGGGUCCAAGGACGGGUCCCACGCGGGUAUCGUGAUCGUGUACAGGACCCCGGAUUUCGUCCGCUACGAGCUCGUGCCGGGGCUGUUACAUAGGGUGCCGGGGACCGGGAUGUGGGAGUGCGUGGAUUUCUUUCCGGUGGCCGUGGCGGAGGGGCCGGAGGCGGCGGAGGGGAUGGAAGCGUCGGCGGCGGCGGGGCCCGGGGUGAGGCACGUGCUGAAGGCGAGCAUGGACGACGACCGGCACGACUACUAUGCCAUCGGAACGUACGAUGCAGGGACGAACACGUGGCAGCCAGAGGACGAGCGGAUGGACGUGGGGAUCGGGCUGCGGUACGACUGGGGCAUGUUCUACGCGUCCAAGACGUUCUACGACCCGGCGAGGAGGAGAAGGGUGUUGUGGGGUUGGAUCGGCGAGGCCGACAGCGAGUACGCCGAUGUUUUGAAGGGCUGGGCUUCGCUUCAGGCCGUCCCCCGAACGGUGCUUUUUGAUACCAAAACCAGAAGCAACCUGCUCCAAUGGCCUGUGGAGGAAGUGGAGAAACUAAGGAUGAGCAACAAGAACUUCAGUGGCAUCACCAUUGAUGCCGGAUCAGUGUUCCCCCUCAACAUCACCAGAGCCACACAGUUGGAUAUAGAAGCUGAAUUUGAGAUUGAGGAGGAGGCAUUGGCAAUGAUGGUCAAGGCCGAUGUAGGGUACAACUGCAGCACGGGCGGUGGGGCGGCCGGGAGGGGCAUGCUUGGACCAUUUGGGCUGCUCGUCUUGGCUAAUGAGAGGCUAUCAGAGCGGACUGCAGUGUACUUCUACAUUGCAAGGGGAAUAGAUGGCAACCUUCGCACUCACUUCUGCCAUGAUGAAUUAAGGUCAUCCAGGGCAAAUGACAUUAUCAAGAGAGUCGUUGGGAGCACGGUUCCGGUGCUCGAUGGUGAAAGGUUGUCCGUGAGAAUACUGGUGGAUCACUCUAUUGUCGAGAGCUUUGCUCAAGGAGGAAGGACGUGCAUCACUUCUCGAGUCUACCCAACUGAAGCAAUUUACGGUGCAACAAAAGUCUUCCUAUUCAACAAUGCCACCAGUGCUUCGGUGACUGCCAGAUCUCUCACCAUAUGGGAGAUGGACUCCACAUUCAAUCACCCCUACUCCACCUAAGCUUAGAAAUUUAUAUUUUCUUUCUUUCUUGAAACUGUAUGGAAGAGGAAAGUUUCCUCCCCCAAUUUUUUCCUUUUUUGAAAAGCCAGAGGGAGAGGUUGUUUCCCCAAGGAUUCAUUAAGUUAUAAAUAUGAUAUGAACAGAGCCAGAUGUGAUAUGUACACGUGUGGAAGGCUCGUGCAGCA
Messenger RNA from Elaeis guineensis (African oil palm), 2276 nucleotides. RefSeq names its product beta-fructofuranosidase 1. Gene Ontology annotation, molecular function: beta-fructofuranosidase activity. Gene Ontology annotation, biological process: carbohydrate metabolic process. The record is from RefSeq and is a predicted model, not a curated record. NCBI's taxonomy places the organism in Eukaryota, Viridiplantae, Streptophyta, Magnoliopsida, Arecales, Arecaceae.